AUGGAAGCAGAAAUUGACGGGUGGAUCGAGCAACUAUCUCAGUGCAAACAACUAUCGGAGCAAGACGUAAAACGACUCUGUGAAAAGACGAGGGAGAUUUUGAUGGAAGAGUCGAAUGUACAACCUGUAAGAUGUCCGGUCACUGUAUGUGGAGAUAUACAUGGUCAAUUUCACGACCUCUCAGAGCUCUUCCGAAUCGGAGGGAACUCACCUGACACAAAUUACCUAUUUAUGGGCGAUUAUGUUGAUCGUGGAUACUACUCAGUGGAAACUGUAACGUUACUUGUGGCCAUGAAGCUGCGUUUCCGCGACCGAGUCACCAUCUUACGAGGAAACCACGAGUCAAGACAAAUUACUCAAGUUUAUGGAUUUUACGACGAGUGUUUGCGAAAAUACGGGAAUGCCAACGUCUGGCGAUUCUUUACCGAUCUCUUCGAUUAUCUUCCCCUCACUGCCCUGAUUGACAAUCAAAUAUUCUGCUUACAUGGUGGUCUCUCCCCAUCUAUUGAUACCCUAGACCACGUUCGCUCCAUUGACCGGGUGCAAGAAGUACCCCAUGAAGGACCUAUGUGCGAUCUCCUCUGGUCCGACCCCGAUGACCGUUGUGGAUGGGGCAUCUCGCCUCGUGGGGCAGGUUAUACCUUCGGUCAAGACAUAUCCGAGGCUUUCAAUCACAACAAUGGACUCACUCUUGUUGCUCGAGCCCAUCAGUUGGUCAUGGAGGGCUACAGCUGGGGGCAAGAUAGAAAUGUAGUGACUAUCUUCAGUGCACCGAAUUAUUGUUAUAGAUGUGGGAACCAAGCAGCGAUCAUGGAGAUAGAUGAGAAAUUAUCUUACAGUUUCCUUCAAUUCGAUCCUGCUCCACGAGCAGGAGAGCCUCUCGUGUCAAGGCGUGUACCGGAUUAUUUCCUCUGAUUACCUACACAAGAAUAUAUACAGAGUUUCCUUACAUUCACCCUCCGUGGAGAGACACCCAUAUACUUAUCUCACAAGACCGUCAGAACCGAGCACGAU
Molecule: messenger RNA, 1014 nt
Organism: Marasmius oreades (fairy-ring Marasmius)
Lineage: Eukaryota; Fungi; Basidiomycota; Agaricomycetes; Agaricales; Marasmiaceae
Gene: PPH1
Product: Serine/threonine-protein phosphatase PP2A catalytic subunit
Exons: 7
Coding region: 1-915 (304 amino acids)
Biological process (GO): peptidyl-serine dephosphorylation; mitotic cell cycle
Cellular component (GO): cytosol
Molecular function (GO): protein serine/threonine phosphatase activity
Source: RefSeq, a predicted model, not a curated record